Molecule: messenger RNA, 1857 nt
Organism: Laccaria bicolor S238N-H82
Lineage: Eukaryota; Fungi; Basidiomycota; Agaricomycetes; Agaricales; Hydnangiaceae
Exons: 19
Coding region: 1-1857 (618 amino acids)
Source: RefSeq, a predicted model, not a curated record
AUGCCUCCUCAUCUAUGCACGUCCACUCUGAAAACUGCUUCAGCCCCUGUUGUGGUUGAAUCAACUUCUUCUGGACAUGCUCGCACUCUAUCAUUGAAGCAACAACAGCUGGAUACCGACAAGGCUCUCAAGCAGGCAUCAGCCAAAGACAAGGCAUACACUCAAGCCCUCCGUGUUCAUCAAGCACAGGAAGCAAGCAUGGGCUAUCAGGCAAUCCUGAUACAGGCUCCAGCACCUCCUUCAGCAGCUGCCAAUGCUGAUGGCUUGGAACCAGAGUCCGAGGAUGACGAAAACCAGCCUGCUGUGCACAGUCAAGGGUUCACAUCAGUCACUCUUCAGCCGAUCAUCAAAACAUCUGUACCAACAGGGGGACCAUCGAAGAACCUUGUUCGACAGGUCAGUGGUCAACCUCCUCAGGCUUCACCAUCUAUCAUCCCAGCAGCCGGUCCCUAUAGCCCCAACAGUGUUUCCCUCUAUGGCCAAGGUGACGGUACCUACUAUACAAAAGAAAGGAGACACAUGGAUGCUGAAGAUAGUGACGAUGAGUUUGGGACAAAAUUAUCAGGUGUUACCUACCCACAACCGACUGAAUAUAGGUACCCUCAAGUACACCCUGAUCUUGAAGCAUUUCCAAGGUCUAUGACUGAGGCCAUCUUGGUGAAACCAACUAAGGCUGUAACACCAGCCACCAACCCCCACAUUCGAAAGGAUUGUCCAGUCACCCCUGCGCCGUCAACCACUAUGACAGCACGUGCAUCCCAAGACUUGAAGGAACACAAAGGUAUCUACCGCCACCCCGCUUUUCAAACAAUCAUCAACAAAAACUGGUUCAAAAACAAGAGAGACAAUGGUGUUAUUCACCCUGAGUUCUCUGAAGGUGGUAUGUUGUCAAAGGUGACCAAGGCACUUGCAAUCACGGUGGUGGAGAAUUGCCUUGAUGAGUGGCAAACUGGUGAACACAUUGAUGUCCCCUUCACCACGGCAGCAUACAAGCCCAAAUUCACCACAAACCUCAAGCAACUCAUCGUGUUUGACAACAAGACAAAGGAGUCCAACAUCGUUCCCUGCCUCCUCAAGCAUAUGUUGAAAAUGGCCAGGAAACUGUUCUAUGGAGGUAGCAUAGCCUCUUGUUCAUACAAUAGUUUUGAAUGUUUGAUCUUCAUAGUGAUGAUGAGGGUGAUAGUGUCAUUAAGAAAUCAAGUACGCACCGGCGCUGGUCGAGGGUGGGCAGAUGCAUUGGUUGUUACUUUAUUCUGUGGCCUCCUGGUCUGUUGUGGUGAUCCUGAUGCCAACUCCACCCCGCAAGUUUCUGUUAUUGAGUCGAUAUUUUUGUUUUCCUCCCCAAUCAAGGUCGAGCUCAGAAUUGAAUCCGUCCGCAUUUUCUGCCCGUCCGCGUGGUCCGAGUUUUUCACUUUCAGAACAGUGCUGGAAACUCACAGCUUUCUUUCUCAACUCGCGCCCAUGACCUGGCCUACAAAUUUGAAUGUGUUUGAAAGUCUGGUUCGGUCCGGUUUUUUGAUGCCCAGUGGCGUUAACCGUAACCGUAACCGUAAUUUACAUUUUAAUUCAUAUCUCUCUCGUUUUUUUACCAAAUCUCACGAGACCGGACUUCCAAACACUAAUGCCGCUUAUGGCCUUGUGAAGACCCUCAAGGAUUUCCACAAGAACACAAAGGAAGACAGGGUAAUGCCCUGUCUUCGUCAACAUCUUCUCGGAGUUGCAUGUAUUCAAGAAGCCCCAAACAGCAAGCACGCCAAAGUUGUUGACACCACCGCAGUGCGCCCUAUCCAACUCAGAGCUGAGGACUUUGCCGCUGCUAGGGAGGAAUGGAAGGAUGUCAUGUUCUCGGAUGAGUAG